This is a messenger RNA of Episyrphus balteatus (marmalade hoverfly), 1928 nucleotides long. RefSeq names its product kelch-like protein 5. Bases 163 to 1887 code for a protein of 574 amino acids. The transcript has 2 exons. Lineage: Eukaryota; Metazoa; Arthropoda; Insecta; Diptera; Syrphidae. Gene Ontology annotation, molecular function: protein binding. The record is from RefSeq and is a predicted model, not a curated record.
ACUUUGGUCUCGAUUUUUGCUUAUAAAAGAUAAAUUUGUGCAUGCUCAACAAUUUGCGUCUGUUGCAUGGUGAAUCCAAGUCCCGUUGUUUGUAAAGGACGCCCAAAUAAUCAUCUUUUAAUUCUUACGAUUUUAUCAAAAUUAUAAACUCUGAAUUUUACGAUGUCAACUUCAAGUUCAAAUCGCUCUCAAUCCCCAUCUCCUCAACCAGCAAUGGAAAAAACAACUUUUCAAGAUAAUAAACAUGCCACAAAUAUAUCUAAAAAUUUAUUCAAAUUAUACGAAGAAAAAGAAUUGCUCGAUGUUAUUCUCAAAACUGGCGACAUUAAAAUUGAAACUCACAAAUUUAUUCUCUCAGCUUCAAGUGAGUAUUUUUUUGAAAUGUUUCGCGGUACUUCUGCAACUUCCAAACUCAACGAAGUUGAAAUCAAUGAGAUCCAAGGUUCUUUUCUGAAAAUAAUUGUUAAUUACAUGUAUACCGGUUCGAUUGAACUGGAUCUCGAAAUUAUUGAGAUUAUUUUGAGAGCAGCAGUAUUUUUAAAAAUGACAAACCUCCUAAAUGGGUGUUGCGAAUUUCUUGAAAAAAAUUUCAAUACUGAUAAUUGUUUGAAUUGGCUACAAUUGGCCAGGGAAUUGAGUGCAGACGAACUCAAAGAAAAAUCUUUAAAUUUUAUUUACACAAACUUUAAUGAAGUCACUGAGAAAUCUGAGUUUUUAAUUUUGAAUGAAAUUGAACUCAAAGAUUUGCUAUUUAAACAAAAUACAAAUCAGAAUUUGGAAGAGCAGGUUUUUCUGAGUUUGGUUGCAUGGAUUGAAUAUGACAAAGAUAGUCGACAACAUCUUUUAUUUGAAUUGUUGUCAAUGAUUCGUUAUCAUUAUCUUACGGCAAAGUUCAUCAUUGAAAAUAUCAAGUCGGUUGCAAAUGUUGAUAAUUAUCAAUUGAUUCUUGGCUGGAUUCGUUUUCAUUUGUCACCGGAGUCUCGAACAAAUGAGGAGCAAAACCUUGCUCUAACUAUCGAGCCAAGAAUGGAAGUUAUUUCAAAUCAAGGAGUUGAUACACUCGCCUGUAUUCAUAUUAAUGAUCAACUCGAAACAGAGCUACGAUGUUAUGAUCAAACAUUGAACAAUUGGUUUAUAAAGAAGAGAUCACAAUUCGUUUGUCAAAAGAAAAAAAAACAUUCAAUGAUUUUGAUUAAUGAGAAAAUAUUUGUUGUUGGAGGCAUAUCGAAUAACGAUGUAGAAAAUACCGUUGAAUGCCUUGAUUUGAAAACUAUGAAAUGGAUUGAUUUGCCUCCGAUGCGAGUUGCCAGAUGCUACAGUCAGUUGGCACAUUUAAACGGGCAUUUAUGUGUUUUUGGUGGUUUUGAAAAAUCGGACGAAACAGGGUUCAUUGAUUCGGCAGAGAUUUUCAACAUUUCAACUCGCAAAUGGAAAAAUUUACAUCCAAUUUACAAACCAAAAAUAAGCAACAGUAUAUUUGGCCAUAAAGGUAUUUUAUACAUUUUCGAUUUUCAUUUCGGCUAUUUGCAAUGUUAUAAUAUCUCAUCUGGCGAAUGGACACUGAGGGAACAUCCAAUUGAUGACGAAGUUAGAAGUUUUCAUGUAACUGUGGUUAAUAAUGUUUUCUAUGCUAUUGGUGAAAUCACUUAUGAAUACAGUAGAUAUACGACAUAUACUGUUAAUCGCUUUGAUUCGUCCAAAACUUCGUGGUUUAAAUUGGCUUUGAAACCAGAAAACAGUUCUGCAAUCAUAAUGGCCACAGUUAUUGGAAAUAAAAUCACUUUUCGUAAAUCAUAUGGCAUAGUUGAAUAUAAUCUUGAUACUAAUGAUUUCACUGAUGUUAGCAGCUGUAGCAAAGCCAAUUAUUUUUUUCCUUUAAAAUUAUGAGUUAUUUUUUUUUAUUGAAAAUAAAUGAAUGUACCUACUUA